AUGGAUAGUUGGAGUUAUGCUUCUUUCUGCUUCAAUAGAAACUUAUCAGAAGACGAAUUGUCAUCACAUUUGUUCAUUCAAUUUCCAACUGAUUUGAAAGAAAAGAGGAUUUACAGGAAAGGACUGACGUGGUAUAAACUUCUUGAAAACAAUGUUUCCCUCUGCUGUUCAUUUUUCGACAGUUGUUUUACUGUAUUUGACAGGUAA
This is a messenger RNA of Heterobilharzia americana, 207 nucleotides long. Lineage: Eukaryota; Metazoa; Platyhelminthes; Trematoda; Strigeidida; Schistosomatidae. The record is from the annotation of a GenBank genome assembly.